Molecule: messenger RNA, 679 nt
Organism: Selaginella moellendorffii
Lineage: Eukaryota; Viridiplantae; Streptophyta; Lycopodiopsida; Selaginellales; Selaginellaceae
Product: AT-rich interactive domain-containing protein 2
Exons: 1
Source: RefSeq, a predicted model, not a curated record
AUUAAUUGAUUAAUUACAUUGUUUACAUAACUUUUAAGUACAGAGCAAUAGACCACGACGACCUUCCAAGUAUGUGCUUCGCUCUCGCACACCCCACACACCUCGACCCAAACUUCAGCCUCAAACUCCCUUGGAGCGCAAGAGCGUUCCAGUCGGAGAAAGAUUUCAAGCUGUAGUUCCCUCUACCGUGGCUGUCAAUGCUGACAACGAUGACGAGAACUCAAAGCUCUUUCUAGGAGAAGUGGUCUGGUCCAAAACAGUGGCGAGAAGCCAUAGCGCUAGUAUGUGCUUCUGCACGGACGAUGGCUCGGAAGACUGUGUGAAACUACACGUCAACGAGCAACGCGGGAAGCUCAAGCAGGAGCUGGGAGAGGACGUCUUCCGAGAGUGGGGGUUCCACACAAUGGGAGAGAGCUUGAUCAAGUUGGCCAAGUGGAGCAUGCAAGAGCAAGCCGAGUUUUCGGCAAUUGUGAGACGGUGCCAGGGGGACAACGAGAAGAAGCUUUGGCCGGACCUCCAAGCUUCCUUCGCGGGAAGGAGGAACCGGGAGGAACUGGGAAGCUACUACUUCAACGUCUACGUGCUGAGGAAGAGAGCUCACCAAAACAGAACCUACGCACCCGACAGUGAGAAGUUUGAUACUGAUAAGGAGGACGACGACUUACUGGUGACCUGCGAG